AUGACCUACGUAGCGAUAGUUUUCGGACUUAUAGUAGUUUCAAUAUAUGCCGUUGUAUCCAUUCCUGAAGGAUGUCGCUAUGUUUUUGACCCAGGAUAUUUUCAAUGGAGACGUGAAGAUGAUGAAUGCGCAGCAAAUAUUAAUGAGAUCGUAAUGUUCGCCAUAUUAACAGACAGAGUGAUUUCUAAUACUUUCAAUGCUGGCACUGCGGUACGUCUUGUGAUGAGUAAGGUGGCGGGAAUGUCUCAACAAGAUUCGUCAAGAAGAAGAAAACGAUGGAUGAUUAUGUUUGUUCAGGGUGUUUUACAAGACUGUCUCCAUAUAGUGGAUAUUUUGACUUCAAGAUAUAUUUAUAAGUUAAGCGACGAACUUUCAGUAUUUAUUCCGAUUGUUUUUAAAAUUUAUAUAAUUCCCUCAUUUUCAUCUUCACUAAAAUCAGUUUCAAUAUUUUUUAAAUCUUAUUACAUCGCAUACAUAUCAAAAAUGGAGACCGAGUAUCCAGCUCAGAAAAAUAUGAACUUUAGUUUCUAUAUUUUUUCUUUGGCAAUGAUUUUUGCAAUAAGUUCAAUUGGGCUCGUUUGCAACUUCUAUUUUACAAUAAAAUUUAUAUUUCGAAAACCCCACUCCAAUGGUUUUCAAAGAAUUUGCACCGUCAAAACUAUGAAUAACUGUAUAAUCUGCAGUACAUUUUUGUUUUGGGUGCUGCCUGUAACUUUGCUUCAAUUCACAUAUUCGGAACUUAAUUAUCCUGCAAAUAGGAUAAUUAGUGGUAUGGCUGCAUUGUGGGCUUAUGUUUUGAAUUCACUUCUUCAAGUAUGUCUAGCUUGUAAUCGUCUUUACGGUUUGUAUUUUCCACUUGGAAUAGCAAUCUGGAAAACAGUACCGAUGGCAAAUAUGGCGAUUGCGAUUUCAGUAACAUUAACCAGUAUGUUAUCAUUUGUUAGUAUUCCAGUUGGAUGCGGUUACAUCUACGACCCAAAUCUGUUCGUAUGGAGAACAGAAUUUCAUGACUGCUCCAAGCGGUUAGCGGUGAUUUUUCCAUUCGUCAUCCUAGGCACAACAAUUGCAACAAACGCCUUCAACGUGGCAAUCGGAACCCGACUUCUGGCAAUGAAACUGAUUGGAGUCAAAGAGGAAGAAGCGAAAGAAAGACGAAGAAGAUGGAUGGUUAUGUUCAUACAAUGCGUCUUGCAAGAUUGCUUACAAUUAUUCGAUACUAUAAACUCAUACUACAUAGUUCUUCUUUCUGAGAAAGUAUGGUUUCAAUUUCUAUUCGUCACUCUUUCUCUCGUUUUUAUUGCAACCAUGGAUGGUGUCGUCAUGUUGGCUUGCAACUCUGAUAUUCACCCGGAAUUCGUCAAAAACUGGAAAAUCAAAAAGAAGCAAAGAAGAAAUACAUUGGUUCUCGUUACCACUAGUGGUCAUUCCAUAAAUUAA
Molecule: messenger RNA, 1437 nt
Organism: Caenorhabditis briggsae
Lineage: Eukaryota; Metazoa; Nematoda; Chromadorea; Rhabditida; Rhabditidae
Exons: 9
Coding region: 1-1437 (478 amino acids)
Source: RefSeq, a predicted model, not a curated record